Apiotrichum porosum is the source of this 558-nucleotide messenger RNA. RefSeq lists its product as uncharacterized. Bases 1 to 558 code for a protein of 185 amino acids. The record is from RefSeq and is a predicted model, not a curated record. NCBI's taxonomy places the organism in Eukaryota, Fungi, Basidiomycota, Tremellomycetes, Trichosporonales, Trichosporonaceae. The transcript has 3 exons.
AUGCCUCGCGCAAAGAACACUUCCACCGAAACGAAGCCGUACUCUCGGCCUCCCCUUAACGGUUCUUCGUCGUCUGAAUGCCCCAGCCAUGACGCUGGAGGCGACAAGCCGAUGGAGCUGACGGAGCGUCGCCGCGUCCGCAACACAAACAUUACUGCGCCCAACAAUACCACACAGUCCAAUGGCUCCGGCACCGGCAAGUGGAACGCUGAAGAGUAUGUGACCCUCUUCAUGCACGUCUGCACCUGGGGCGGGAGUUCAAAGCACUUUGAGGGUGCAGUUCCCGGCCGUACCAAAGCCCAGGCGUAUGACUGUUUCAGACAGGUGAUCAAGCCCUACCUCCUCAAGUCCGUCGCCGAGAAGGCCGCCACCUCCAAAUGGUCUGCAGAGGAGUACAGGGCUCUGCUGAACCACGUCUUUCAAUGUGGCGCGAGCUCGUCGACUUUUGGAACAGCGGUCCCGGGGCGUACCAAGAACCAGAGCUAUGAUGCCUUUCGCCAGGUGCUCAAGCCCUUCAUUUUCACCAAGCUCGAGGAGAAGGCCAGCGCCAACAAGUAG